This is a messenger RNA of Pelobates cultripes (western spadefoot toad), 15333 nucleotides long. NCBI's taxonomy places the organism in Eukaryota, Metazoa, Chordata, Amphibia, Anura, Pelobatidae. The record is from the annotation of a GenBank genome assembly.
CAGCUCUGUGUGAAUGAAGUGGAGCUCACUCGCAGAGCAGUGCUGAGCACAGUAACCCCGUCUGCUCCUCCUUCCUCAGCAGUCCAUGUGCCCUUCACCAAACCUCAAGAAAAGCCUCAGAGCUCAUCCGCUAGCCCGGGAUUACUGAGCAGCUGGCCCACACAGCCCAAAGCGGAUCUGCAGUGCCCUGAAUGAACUGGCACAGGCUUUCCAUCAGUUCUUGCGGGAGAUCGAAACGUUGACACAAGUUGUGGAUCUCGCACCCACUGUCAUGAUACCCAGUGAGCUGAGGGUGAGUCUGACUUCCCCAACGUUCUAUGAACAGAAUUCCAGUAAGUUGCAGGAUGUAUCAGUCACUUCUGGAAGUUACUCACAGACCCCAGCGAUCUGUCUGCAGGGGAGGGGGGGAUAUUAUGCCAAUAUUUCUAAAUAUGCAUGGCAGCAUCCUAUUUAUUAUUUUCCACUCAUUGUUUUGUUUAUAAUUGAUGUUAUAUUUCUGUUAAAGAAUAAUCUAAAUUAAAAUAAUGACAAGAAAUACAAAGCAGCCUGCAUCUUAAUUUAUGUUAACAGAGCUUUAUUGGUUUAUAACUGCUUUAAAAUAAGAGAAUGAAUAAGGGAUGAAUAUUUCCACUAUAGCUCUCAAGCUGUGCAAUGCAUAAUGUGCCUUUCCUUGACAGGUAAAGGGUUAAUAAAUGAUUAAUGAUAUCUCCUAUCUUCCCAAUAGCCAACCCAAAAAGGUGAUUGCAUGUUUGUUUUGAUAUCUGUGUACACAGACAGAGCAUGCAUGUUUGCAAUGCAAAUAUAUGUUGAUCCCUAAUGGCAACUGUCUUCCAAAGUUGUUUUAACGUGUGAUCACGAGCAAAUGCGGGAGAUUUACUUAUUUGUAAUUUAAAUUAAAAUUUGCAUGUUGCUAUGUGGAUGCAGAGCCUUGCAAAUGAAUGAAAGUCGUGCAGGCAGCAUGUUGCAUUGGUCAGACCUGUAUAUUCUGCAUGGGCAAUGUACUAAAGGCAAUUAAUACAUCCUAGUCACAAAAUAACACCCAGCUGGUGUUGCAAUGGUUAAGGGGUUAUUUCACAAUGCAAGUUUAAAUGUUACGUUGUUUGGUUAUGAAAUGGUUAUGUUUACAUUAAUGAUGCCUUAGGUUCUUUGGUCAUGCAAGGGUUAAUGUUAUAUCACUGCAUUGCUAUAUAAUGCAAUUCCUUAGAAUAUACCGAGGUUGCUAGGUUCUCUGGCAAUGAAUGGGUCAAGGUUACAUUUCUGCUGCAUAAUGUUGCUAGGUUAAUACUUUUUUUUAGAGUUCUUUGGGGUUGCAAGGGUUAAGAUUACACUGCUGUUUCCUAGAUCAGUUGGGAUUUUGAGGGGAAUACACAAUUUUACCUAGUGAUGCAAGGGUUAAUGUAACAUCUCUGCUACAUAAUAUACAUAAUCCUUGGUUGGUUUUAAGGGUCUCUGGUGAUGCAGGGGUUAAGUUUGCAUUGCUGCUACAUAAUGUUGCUUCUAACAGAAUCUCCUGUGUGUCUGAGUGUGUGUGUGUGUGUGUGUGUGUGCUUUGUUCAUGCCAGUAAUUGCUUAGCCCUGGGCUGCCCUGUGUGUGUUUGUGUGUUGAAGGUCUGGUUAGUCAUUUCAUAGACUCAGGCUUCCAAUCCCCUCACACUCCCUCCACGUGCUGCAUGUACAGCUGUCAGGCUGUGUUAGGAGGUAGAAUGCCCCAGUACUGAAUGGAAGGUACAGCUCCAUCACACUGACAGGCUGCAUGUCCUGACAUGUAUAUACUGGAUGGAUCUAGCAGUGAAAAAGGGACAACAGCAUGUCUAACAGCUCUGAUCAAAAACACACUCACAUCCCUCUAAGACAUACAGUAUGCGAGGUUAUGAUCCACAACACACUCACAUCCCACUAAGAUAUACAGUGUGCCAGGUUCUGAUCCACUACAUACUCACAUCCCACUAAGAUAUACAGUGUGCCAGGUUCUGAUCCACAACACACUCACAUCCCACUGAGAUAUACAGUAUGCGAGGUUCUGAUCCACAACACACUCACAUCCCACUGAGAUAUACAGUAUGCGAGGUUCUGAUCCACAACACACUCACAUCCCACUAAGAUACAUAUGAGGUUCUGAUCCACAAGCAUGUUAUUCACAAAACAAGGAACUGGGGAAAUCUGCAAAUUACAGAUUUGUAAAUGUGCUCUAAAUGUAUUUUUUUUUUUUUUUUUUACAUCUUUAAUUAAUCUCCCAGCAAGAUACAGUGGGCUACUUUUUAAGCUGAGUCAGCUAUGCCUCAAUGCUAAGACAAUGGCAAUCAACAUGUUGGUCUACAACUCCCAUCAUCCUCAUCCUGCCAUGCUGACAGAUGUUAUUGACACUCCAGUAGCAAUAAAUCCCCGGUGGUGUCUUGAUGUGCCAUUCCAGAUAAUCCCAUUGUCUCAUUUUGUUGUCACUGUGUAUGGAUGCCCAUUGAAAACAAUGUGUGCUUUGUUGCCUUGUUCGGAUAUGGGCCAGAUCUACUAAAUGGUGUGAUGCCAGGUGGAGUUUUUAAAAGGCUUUGUUCCAUGUUACUGUCCUGUGUCAGAGCUCUAUACACCUGAGAAUGACAUUGUUAACAAAUAGAAGACUGAAAAUUGACACUUUUCAUCUUGUAAUGGAUAUUCUGCUUGCUCUGUGUGCAUGUUUCCAGUUAGUGAGAUGAGAUGUUCUUUGUUCUCCCUGCAGUCAGCCAGGAGGUUGAAAAAAUUAUGAUUUGAAUAAAAAUAGCAAUUUUUAUUCUUUUUCUUUUUUUUUUGGAGCAGCAUGCUUAAUGUCUUUCUACAAGCUGUGUCCCAAACCCUACAAUAUGCUGUGCAAUCCAUUCAUCAGAUCCAUGCACCUUUUUAUUUCAUUUUAAAAGCUUUCUCCCCUCUCUGCAUGAGCCUGGGAUUCAGUGUUCUCCCAAACAGACUUACAGAAGACUUAACCUAAGUAAAGAAGAUUUUUUUAUUCUUGGUACAUCUUUGAUGUAUACAGUUAGAAGCCUACAGACUGCCUUUAAGAACAAAAAAAAAAUCUUGAAGUCAGAUAGACUUGCACAUUCCUCGUGCUCCCGUAAUGGUUAUAAAUCCCAGCUCUGUCAGAUGAAUUCCUUUUAUCUUGCCUGCAAACAUUUUACUGCUCAUUUUUGUCUUAUGCAGUGAGGUCAUUAUAAUUUGCAGACACCCAGCAUUCCUCUGAUAAGAUAUCAAAUGGGAUGAUGUGUUAGUAGUUUACUCUUUCUAAUGCCAAGGGUUUCACCCACAUGUUGCAGUGCCACCUUGGUUGAAAGGGUUAAAAAGUCUUUGUUCUCAGUAUGGCGAUAUCUAUGUCAGUUCAUAAAGGGCUCCCAUUAACCAUUUAUCUGCCACAAUUGAAUUGAAAGAUAAAAUAAGUCAAUCCGAUGUUCCCUUUUUAAUCCAUCGGGUACCCGUUGGCACUCAAGGGACGAAAUAUGUUCUGUUAGUCUGCAGACACUGACGUUCUGCUUUUACACUGUUGGCGUAUUACAGCAGCUGAGUGUGGCGCUGUUUGUAAAGAUGAAUGGCAGUUUAUCUUACUUAAACAGACAUUUGUCAGGGACAUUACUUCUAGUUUCUGCAUGCCCAGUCCUGUUUUUUUAUAAUUUAUAUUCCAUUUGUAAUAAUUUUUUAGAGUAAAAUAACCAUUCGGAAUUUGGCAAACUGAAUUUUGGAUACUAGGAAGGAUGUUUAUCAAAGGGAUCUAUUCGCUAAACACAGAAUUGUACAAUUUAGAUCAAAUUAGAAUAGCCAUGCUGUUGUUAUAGCCACAUUGGAUAAUCUUUUACAAAUUUACUAUAGAUGCAUUCAUUUUCCACUUUCUGUUGAGACUCUCCAUGUCUGUGUGUAGUAAGUAAAUCCCACUGUGUUUAACAAGAGGUUUUUAACUUUAUCUAGACCUUAGAACAGGAAACCCCUUACUACUUGUUCUGUAGUCUGAUUAGUGGGACAUGCAAUGUGGAACCAGCAGGUACAUUUAAGAUUGUGGAUUUAACAUUGGAGAUUGCCCACUUUUACAAUUUUGCACCAUUUUAAGUUUAUAACACUUUCAUUUUUAUUCACUAAAGUGAGAAUUCAAAUCAAAUUCAAAGUGAAUUUCAAAUUUAAGGUGAAAAAAUAGCCACAUUUGAAAAAAAUCUCUAAGUCCGCAAUGCUUUCAGCUUGGCUACUCUGGCCUUAAACUUGGAUUUCACUUAGAAUUCUCACUUUAGUGUAUGAUUCCAUAAUGGUGGUUGGCAGUAAGUAGUGUGGCGGACUUAGUAUCUUUGUCAGUUGGCAUAUUACACACCAUAUCAUCAUUUAAUCUCUUGUUGGCUUUUGUUAUCACAAGUAUUAAUUAGCAGCAGCUCCGGCCGCUGUACUCUGUUUGAAUUUAUGUUAAAGUCCACAUCAAAUAACACUGAUCUCUUGUAAAACUUGCGAAAGAGAACAUUCUCAGGAUUAAGGCUUUUGAGAUUUACCUACAUUUGUUGGGUUUAGCCUGAAUUUACAUUUAACAAAGCUGACAGUUGAGUUAAAAGUGAGGGGCCACUGCAAUACCUGUAACACACUGUAGGAAGCUUCUCGUAAAUAUAUUAACCCCUUAAGGACACCGUUAUGAUUCACUUUUAUUCCAGAAGUUGUGUCCUUAAAGGGACUCUCCAGUGCCAGGAAAACAAUCCAUUUUCCUGGCACUGCAGGUCCCCUCUCCCUCCCACCUCCCAAUCCCCAGUUGCUGAAGGGGUGAAAACCCCUUCAGGUCACUUACCUGAGACCCCGCCGAUGUCCCUAGGCGGUGGUUUCAUCUCGCUGCCGCUCCUCCCAGUCUUUACGUCGGCCGGUGGGCGAGACUGAUCCCGCCCACCGGCCGGGGAGACCGCGGGGAGACCGCAUUAGAGCUCCCCCUAUAGGAAAGCAUUGAAAAUGCUUUUCAGUGCUUUCCUAAGGGGAAUUGAGCGACGCUGGAGGUCCUCACACAGCGUGAGGACGUCCAGCGACGCUCUAGCACAGGUUUUCAGGAAGUGCCCUCUAAAGCUUUGACAUUUUUGAGAAAUGGCAAUAUUUACAUUUUUCCCAAACUUUGCCUUUAGUGGUUGCCUAGUGGCUUCUUAUAAUAGAGAAUCAAUGGAUUCAGUUCUUCUCUGUAGACCGCAAUUUCCUCACAUUGAUGAACUGAGAUCCUAUAAAAGUCAAAGGGCAUCAACACUUAGAGACUUGCGAAAACUAGAUAAAAUUAUCAACGCUGAUAUAGUUAUUGUAUCAGAGGCAUCAUGAGAAAAUUUUCCUAAUUUGCAUAGAAAGCCCUCUCUGUGCCGUUUUCAGAAGGCAGCUGUGAUGUGAGAGUUUAAAAAAAAAAGUGAGUAAUGGCAGCUUUUGUGUGCUGAAUUAAACAAUAUUCAGACUUGACAGUUCCUUUUUUUUCAUGAAUGACUCCACUGUGUUCCCUUGUUCUGUCCCGCAAGCCUUGCUUUGUGGAAUUGAUGGCAGGGCCCAAGACAUUCAAUGAUGUUGUGGAGGCUGUCUGCACACAGCACAUUUCUCUGCAGCAGCAAAGGGCUAUUGUGUCUUUGUAAUCUGUUUGCAUAAGUGACCAUAUCUAUUUAGACAAGAAAAAUGCACACUGCAUACCAAGCAGCCUUUACAUUUAUUCUACAGGCUUGGCAUGGCAGGGAUCUUAGCAUGCAGCGUUUAGCUCAAUAUAUUACAAUGUAUUCUGUAUCUGAACGAAGCUCUACUUAUUCUUAUUUCAUCUUGGUCAUCGUUACUUCUAAAGGUAGGCAGCAAUUUAUCUAUGGGACAACUGAUCUCACAUUGAAAAAUCUCUGGUCCCAUGGCUGCACAGACUUCUAAAACAACCUUAUGGGAGAUAUUGAACGGCAGACUAAGAAAACAGAGAUUUGUAUUUUCUUUUUAAAUUUUUUUACAGAAGUACACAUAUAUUUGUCCAUUAACUCAUUUUUGAAUGGAUCUCAGAACCUACUGACUUUUUAAAGGGCUUAUUCACUAAAUAAUUCUUGAGAACUUGGGUUCCACAUCACCUCUCUCAUCCUCUGAUGUGGAAGGGUGGGGGGCAGAGGGUUGUCAGUAAAUAAUAGAAGAGGUGCCCAGCCCCGUGGUCUAUGAUAUACCUAGACUGUAAGCUCUUUUGAGCAGGGUCCUCAUCUACAUAUUGUUCCUGUAACAUUUCAUUAUUGUUUCAUUGGUUAAAUUCUCCUUUGAAUGUUAAACUCCGCGGAAUAAGCUGGCGCUAUAUAAAUACUAACAAUAAUAAUAAUCUAUACUCUAUGCCGCUAACUCAGUAUUAUCCUCCACUUUGAUUUUUUUCUAUAAUCAGCUUGCCUGGCUUGGUUUAUUUGUCAAUGUGGAGAAAUAAAGUCACACGAUUCCAACAGUUCGAAGCUUUGUAUUUUCCAUAAACCAUAACGUACAAGUCUAUAAAGAUAUUAUGUCACUUUAAAUUCUCUGUGAUGGGACCCUGGUCAAACAAAGCUUUAUCGCAGGAAGGUGUUAUGUAGAUUAAGAUUGCAUUCAUAACUCAGAUUAGCUCAGGGCUCGUUAAUUAGCUCAUUGACCUUUGUACUGUCAGCAAAGUGCGCUAGAUUUAGACAUUGAGAUCUCCUUGGCAGUGCUCUGCGUAGAGUACAGUGGGUUUUUGUUUUUUGUUUUCCUUAGCUGAUAUUAAAAUACUCUCCAAGUUUGUUAUAGUCACAGCUUGGAUAUUUUUGCUUUACGUUUGCAACAAUUUAGAUUUUAAUUUGCUACAAUUUGAAGUUUAUUGAACUUUAAUGAUGCAGAACCUCCUUGAAAAAUGUAGGCUAACAUCUAUUUAGAAGCAUUCUUUUUUUUUUUUUUGCUUUUAAUUUCCAUCCUAAACUUGGCUAAUUUUGACCUGAAUAAGUAUUCAGUUGACUAGGGGGCGUGAGUAGGAUUUCUGCCAGAUUUGUAAAAAAUUCUACACAGCUGCAGUUCUGUGGCAGAUGAGCACAUGGUCUAUAUCCUAUAACGGGCCAGGUCAGAUCUUAUUUCUCAUGCAUGGGAUUUUCUCUCUCUCAUAUUAUAGAUUCACCAUGGUUGACUUUACAGAUCAUUUUUUGUGUAGUUGUUUUUUUUUUUAUGUUUGACUGCUCUAUAAGCAUUUUGACAUGCGUGAAGGACAACAGAUGAAAGUUAGGAGGAAAAUAAAUAAAAAAUUACUAUGUUUGGGAGAAAACCUUUUUGCUGAGCUCAAGUCUGCAUUACACCCGAGUAGCACGUGGAACUGGUUUUUCAAGACUUCAUAUAUGUUGAGAAAUAUGAUAAUGUGUUUUUUAAAAGCUCACACGUUCACUGCAUUAGGGAGGGCACAUGCCACCAAGGGUUCUGUUAAAAGAGAAAUUGCAUAACACUCCUAAGAUUUACCUUUCUGUAAGGACAAUUUUGUGACUCGAGCCUGUAUACGUAUUUAGAGUUACUUACUAUACAUAACUGCAUUUUAUAUAUACAAAAUGUGUAUUGCUAUCUUUUAUACUCUUAUUCUUUAUAUGAAGUUGCAGUGAAUGGUUUGACUAGACAGGAUGUGCUUCUCAGAAGAGGUGCAACAGAAACUAUGUCCCCCUUUUUACUGGGAAAACUGCUUUGUAAUUUGUACUAUUUAUUUUGUAAACAUUAGAGAGGUGUGUGUGUGUGUGUUUGUUUUCUUGAAUCUGACUUAAAGGAACGCUAUAGUGUUAGGAAUACAAAGCUGUAUUCCUCACACUAUAUAAACCCUUUGCAUCCUCCCCACCCCUGGCAAUGUAAAGGGUUUAAAAAAACAUUUUUCACUUACCUGAUUCUAGCACUGAUGUCUCCACCGAGAUCAGCAGAUUGGGGUGAGCCUAAGGCGCAUGCACAGUGAGUGCCACGCAAGCAUUAGGCCUUCCCCAUUGGAAAGGCCUAAUACAAAGCAUGGGGACUGUUAUAGGUUGCUGGGUUAAGGGAACCGGGAUGCUGCACCCAGACCACUUCAAUGAGAUGAAUUGGUCUGGAUGUCUAUAGGGUCCCUUUUAUAUAACUGAACCCUUAAUGCUACUGUGUUUAUGCAUUAUAAAUAUUGCACAGAAUAUACUGUGGUACAAUCUGUUUAACUAAAGUUUUUGGUUUGUCUAAUUACAGGAGUGAAAAUGUCAGUCAGCAUACAUGAAAACCGGAAGUCCAGGGCCAGUACUGGCUCAAUGAACAUAUACUUGUUUCACAAGUCUUCAUAUGCAGACAAUGUCCUUACUCACCUCAACUUACUACGCCAGCAAUGUCUCUUCACAGAUGUCUUACUGCUGGCAGGAAACAGGUCUUUCCCUUGCCACCGUGCUGUCCUUGCCGCUUGCAGUCGCUACUUCGAAGCCAUGUUCAGUGGUGGACUUAAAGAGAGUCAAGCCAAUGAGGUGAAUUUUCACAGUGCCAUCCAUCCCGAGGUUCUGGAACUUCUCUUGGAUUAUGCUUACUCAUCAAGAGUCAUCAUCAAUGAAGAGAAUGCAGAGUCUCUCCUUGAAGCUGGGGAUAUGUUAGAAUUUCAGGACAUCAGAGAUGCUUGUGCAGAGUUUUUGGAGAAGAACCUUUACCCUACCAACUGCUUAGGGAUGCUGCAACUUUCCGAUGCUCAUCAGUGCACUAAACUUUACGAACUGUCUUGGAGAAUGUGUCUUUCUAAUUUCCAAACCAUCUGUAAAACAGAAGACUUUCUCCAGCUCCCUAAAGCAAUUGUGAUACAGCUGUUGUCCCAUGAAGAGUUGGAAACGGAAGACGAGAGAAUGGUCUAUGAAUCUGCUAUGAACUGGAUAAACUAUGACCUAAACAAGAGACACUGUUAUUUAUCCGAAUUGUUGCAAACUGUACGAUUAGCUCUGCUACCUGCUAUCUAUCUCAUGGAGAAUGUAGCUAUGGAGGAACUUAUCAUCAAACAGAAAAGUAGCAAGGAGCUAGUAGAAGAAGCCAUCCGGUGCAAGCUUAAAAUAUUGCAAAAUGAUGGUGUAGUCACAAGCCUGUGUGCAAAACCCCGUAAAACUGGUCAUGCCCUGUUUCUCCUUGGUGGACAGACUUUCAUGUGCGACAAACUUUACCUCGUAGACCAAAAGGCAAAAGAGAUUAUACCCAAAGCCGACAUACCAAGCCCUCGAAAAGAAUUCAGUGCUUGUGCAAUUGGCUGUAAAGUCUACAUCACUGGUGGAAGAGGUUCUGAGAAUGGCGUUUCAAAAGACGUUUGGGUGUACGAUACACUCCAUGAGGAGUGGUCAAAGGCUGCUCCCAUGCUUGUAGCACGGUUUGGACACGGUUCUGCAGAACUUAAGCACUGUUUGUAUGUAGUAGGUGGACACACAGCAGCCACUGGCUGCCUUCCCGCUUCCCCUUCUGUGUCUUUAAAACAAGUGGAACAAUAUGACCCAGCAACCAACAAAUGGACCAUGGUUGCUCCUCUUCGGGAAGGUGUGAGCAAUGCAGCUGUAGUCAGUGCAAAACUCAAACUGUUUGCUUUUGGAGGGACUAGUGUAAGCCAUGAUAAAUUGCCCAAGGUUCAGUGUUAUGAUCCAUCCGAAAACAGAUGGUCAGUACCAGCCACAUGCCCUCAGCCGUGGCGAUAUACAGCAGCAGCUGUUCUGGGAAAUCAGAUUUUUAUCAUGGGUGGAGAUACAGAGUUCUCAGCCUGUUCAGCUUACAAAUUUAACAGUGAAACAUAUCAGUGGACUAAGGCUGGAGAUGUGACAGCCAAAAGAAUGAGCUGUCACGCUGUAGCAUCUGGUAAUAAACUGUUUGUUGUUGGCGGCUAUUUUGGGAUUCAGAGGUGCAAAACUCUGGACUGUUAUGACCCAACCCUUGAUGUGUGGAACAGCAUAACUACAGUACCUUACUCCCUAAUCCCCACAGCAUUUGUCAGCACUUGGAAACAUCUGCCGUCUUAAAGAACAAUGGCAUGGUAAGAAAAUAUCCCAGAAAUACAUUUGGAGCAGAUAUUGAAAUGCUUAAUUAGCAUAUUUAAAACAUUUACAUGGCACUUGUGUAGUAAAGUAAAAUGUAAUUUGUAUGAAAUGUCAGUUGAAUGUUAAGUGACACUGAUACACUCAUAAAAUGUUGAAAAAAUUUAUUCGAGAUUUGUACUGUUGCGCAUAGAUAAAAAAACAACAGCAGCAAUGUUUGUCAUGUGAAUAUGAAUAGGAAAAACACUUUUGAAUGAAUUGGAAUCACUUAUACACACCAUUGAGAGGUUCACCUAGAGGAAAGAUAUGUAAUACAUUCAAAGUACAUGAUUCAUAAACAUAGAGGGUUUAUUCAAUAAAUAGUUUGUGGUAUUAAUCUGAAAACCAAAUGGCAAUAUGUAGGCCAAAAUAGCUGAUUUGGAGAAAUUCUCCAUUUACUGUUAAAUAGAAGGAAAAAUAAUCUUAUUAUUUUUUAUUUUUUCAUUUUUUUUUACUAUACAAGCUGUGCAAAUUGGUCUGUUUUAGUGCACGAGGCCCCGGGAGACCAAGGUCAUUAAAGGACACGAGGGGGUUAUUAUAUAGGCAUCAAUUUGCAGACUAUAUAUGGGAGAGUUAUAGAUUGACAUUUCUCAAUUGUCUGUUGAAUGAGCAAACAAACUUUCAGUAAAAGUAUAUGAACUGCUUAAACCAGUUCCACACGUUUCUGAUGCUUUGUCGAGUGUGUAAAUGAAACCCACUCUCCUUCCUCAUUCCUGGGGUAUUGCUAAGAGUUAACUGGAGUGCUUGCUGGGUUUCCGCUCCACAAUGACUUUUUACUCUCUUACUCAUUUCCCAGUGUUUGUCAUGGCUAUUAUCAAGCUGUCUGCUCCAUUACUUAACAUACUCUUGAAGGUCCCUUCCCUAUUUUGUGUGAAACUGUUUGCUUUAUAUGAUCAUCAUAUAACCCUUUGUUUGCGAGAGAGGUUAGCCACAACCCUCUGACAUGCAUACGGCUUAAUCCAAGGAGAGGGACAAUAUUUGAGUAAAUAAGAAUUAUUUGGGUCUUCUGGGACACCCAUUUUCUUUUUUUUUGUCUUUAUGAAUACAUUUUAAAUCCCUUUAUCAUGAUUUUAGUUGCCCAUUCCACGUGGAUUUCACGAUUUUCCUGCAGACAUUUCUUCAUGCUAAUGGACAACUCAUGAAUGGUGCUAUAUUGAAUCCAAAGGCUAAAGGAAGUAAAUCAGUUCGCUAGUCAAGGAAAAUGCUAAAAUUAGCUGAUUUGAUUUUCUCCUGCAGCAUGAGAAUUCUACAUACAGUGGGGCAGCUUUUCACAGUUGCUGCCCAUCAGCAUGUAGAAGUUAUAUGUAUCCAGGAAAACAGUGGAUAGUGGUGGAUAUGGCACCCAGAUUUACUCUUUCUCUACCAUCCAGCUCCAGCUAAUGCCUAGUUGUUCUCCUCUUUGUGUCUGGUUGUAGUUUCUACCCAUUCUCCUCCUGUACUCCAGGGCAUACAUCGCACAAAUGUGUAAUUAGUGUAAUACGGGGUUGGUGAGAGACACAGGAAUAUUGACCAGUAGUCCCAGUAAGCUGGAGUGACUUAGCAACAGAAUGUCUACAGGGGGAGGCAGAAGAUCCCUUUGGACACAUGCAUUUUCAAAAAUUUGCAAAACACUUCGAGUAUUACGUCCUAAAACCAUGCAUCACUCACCAGAAACCUCAGGAUGAAAGAUGGUAGACAUAAUAUUAUUAUUAUUAUUAUUGGUAUUUAUAUAGCACCAGCUUAUUCCGCAGCGCUUUACAAUAAAUAGAUUUCAAAUCCCAUGUACAAUGGUGUGUGAGGUAGUGAAUGAUCACUUUAUGGUAAAAUACCAAAUAUGCAUGUGGAUUUUAUAAUUUAUUUAUUAUUUUGACAUUUAGUGGAUGUGGAUGGAAAGUCACUCGCUGAAUAAGCUCAGAUCUGAAGUCAAAGUCUGCUAGUUUGUCACAUUGACGCUAUAUCUUUUUAUGUCAGGAAAAAAAAAAGAAUCCAUAAUUCUGAUGGAUUGUCAAUGGGUCAGACAUCUGCCACCCCAAGGAUUAAGUCAGUCAUCGCCACCCCAAGGAUUAAGUCAGUGCAACAUGAAAGGAAGUCUAUAGACGCAAUACACGCUAAACGUUUGCUUAGCCACUUCUGUCUUGAAAAGGUUUUGUCACAGUCCUGCAAACGGAUAUACAUUUUAUCAAGGUCUCUAAGCCAUUAACAUGAUAAUAACCUAUUAUAAACUUUCACAGUCUGCUCUAGAAUCACAAUUUUUGAUCUGUGCUUACAUUUUUAAUUUUGGUUUACUGUGUAAAAUCACUGUUUAGUGAAUACAUCCCUAAGUUAACUGGAUCCUAGUCCUAAAAUGUUAAUCUGUACAUACUGAGUGCAGCUGAGUUCACACCAGGGCAUUUUCACACCCCAUUUUAAAGGAUAUUAACUUUUCACUGGCGAAACAGGAACAAGGGGGCGCUGACAGUUAUUAGAAAUGUUCAAUAAAACAGAUGGGACCUAAUUCAUUUCCACGUAGAUUUGCAAUACAAUUGGACUGUCGCUUUGUAACCCUUCUAGGGGAACCUUGAUAUUACCCAUUUGCUGCAAGCCGUCUUUGUUUACUUUAAAUCACACGUGUGCCUUUAUCGUCUCGAGAGGAAACUAACCUUCGCUUGUUUUCUUUAUGUCUCUCGCAGAUACAGGAGCUCAGCUGUGAAGACUCUGGGCCAUCUCUUAAAUGGAGGAGAAUAGACUUCCCUGGCUUGAAAGCGGUUGCUGGCAUCCUGUACAUUUUAAAAUGUUGUAGCCAAGGCUGCUGAAUCCUUUGGCACCGAAAAAAGAAAAAGAAAAAAACAAUUUGGAUCGUAAGGGAGCAAAACCCCCCCAAACUCUAUAAAUUGAGUUUUAAAUAUCAGUAUUAACUGCAUUUGAGAAGCAGAAUCUUUGACAGAGAAGAAUUGCAUGAUUUCUAACAUUGGUAGGGUUUAAAAAGGAAACAAACUCUGCGUCACGUGGAAGACAAAACUUGGAUCCAUCUGGACAGAUCUCUAUGGCAAUGAUUGCCACCUAAAUGCAGAAUAACUCGUAACGUCGGCACCGGCUGCGGGGGAGGCUUGCGGGUUCCAAACCGCAAAAUGUCAUGAUGCAUCAAUUCCAACUACAUAUCGCUUGCAAACAAAACUGGACAGACUGUGAUCACUGCAGGGUGUUUAUUAACCCUUUGGGUUCCAGAGAAAAGUCUUGCUCUAGUGCAAAGCUUUCCUCUGCCGCUCAAAAGGUCAAUCAGAGCAUACGCACACAUCAACAUUGUGUAAACCACUAUUGUAAUUUAAAAAGAAACUGUGAAGGAACAUUCUAUGUCUUACUCUCAAACCCCAUUGCCAUUUCAAUCGCCUAUUUGUAUAUUUGUACUGACCGUCUCAUUUUUAUUUUUCGUUGCAUUCCACAUUGUGUCUGUACAAUGGUCCUGUGCUGUCUGCAUGCCAAUACAAUGCGUGUAGCUGUAUUCACAUGUGAGAGGUCUGACGAUGAAUGAAUGUUUUUAUUGUUUUGGUAACAAUUAUCAGAAUGGAACCAAUAAUCUCUUUUUUAAAGAUUCAUUUUCACCUAGCUGUGUGCAGCAUGUCAGAUCUGACAUUACCGCUUGGUCAUACAAAGCUUUCAGACGUAGAACUUUUAGUUUUUAAACCUUUUUGUAAACUGAAGAAAUUGGUCUCUUAUUAGGAUUUGGCCUUUGUAUCCGAGGGGACAGUGCAUUGGUUUUCUGGGUAGGAAAAAUACAGAAUGGGUAUCGACAGAAGAUUUUCAAAGGAGGGGUAAUUGUCCAUUACUGCCCUAUGCUGUAGACACCUGCUCAUGUCUGGAUUUCAAACAAGUAGCUGGGAGGAAAGUGGUUUGACUCCUGAGGUACAGAAAUGCUGCAUGCAACAGGCCAUGCGUUGACCAUUAAUUUCCCGGUCAAUAAUGUGCCUAUAAAAAAAAAAGUGCAUCUGGCGUUAAGAAUGUAGAAAAUCCGUCUGAAAAAUUCAUACCUCUAUCUGUUGUGUCUUGUGAUAAAUACAGAACUGAACUGGUUAAAACCAGCUUCUACAAAGAAAAAAAAAUAGUUUUUCAGGGCAUUCUGAGCAACAAUAUUACUGGAAGCAAAGCAGCAUAAAGGUCAUGGUGUCGAGGGGUUCAGCUUUUUCAGACGAGGGUAGUUGGAUUACUUAACCAGGUCUUAAAUUACACACGAGAAUAAAAUAAGCUUAGCAGGUAACUUUUUCAGGCCAACGGCUCUGCGAGUCAUAUAGAACCUCUGCUACAUAUAUCUGACCCUGAACGUUCUUUGAAUUCCAGAGGUAUGCACUUAAAGGUUGAAUCUAGAGGUAUUUUCUUUGCAAAGUGUAGAAUGUACCCUCUUUAAGCACGGUUGGUUUAUUAUAAAAUGUAUCCAGCAGGGCAGCAAUACCUUUUAAUGUAGCCAUGCCAUGGUUUAACCCCUUAAGGACCAAACUUCUGGAAUAAAAGGGAAACAUGACAUUUCACACGUCAUGUGUCCUUAAGAGGUUAAAGUGCACCCCCCCCCCCUUUUUUUUUUUUUUAAAGAGGACACCUAUGGAAAAACUCAUUAAUGCACAGGUGAAUUUGUGUCAGAGUUAUCCUGUAAUAGGUAUUUUUCUGGUGUCCCUUUAAAAAAAAAAAAAAAAAAAAAGUGAAAAUGAUCUUAAAGGAAAACUCUGUCACUUUCAUUCCCUCACUUAAUUAAAUGCUAUUUAAGCACUUACAAGAGUGAGGAGUUCUUUGUCCAGAACAACAUCCUCUCCCAAUGGAAUCUCUACAGAAGCAACAUGUUAACAGACCUUGAGAAAUUAUUUAAACUCCCCCCCCCCCACCAUAGCUCUGCAUGCGCACAUUUGGCAUUAUGGAAGGAAUGGCCAAGCACAUGCGCUAAUGUUGGGGUUGAAUUCAUUUUGCUAGGUAUACUAUGGCUUUUGUCAAGACAGUCAGGUAUUGUAAAUUAUUGAAAAUAAAUAGUUGAGAAUAAAAAGAUAAAAAAGUAGCACAAUCCAUAGCUGUUAGUUGGCUAAUGGUUAUGCAAAAAUCUCACAUGUGACAGUUCUGCUUAAAUAUGCUUCGAGGUUUAUUGAAGUUUAAAAAAAAAAAAUAAUUUUCAAAAUAUUUUUGGUGGUCCGUUCUCAGGAGGGUUUUUAUGCCCUUCUGUUUAAUUAAAAAUGUACUUAUUGCAUUGUUAAUGGCAUUAUCCAAAGUUAUUUAUUUUAUUUAUUGAUGUUAGCGGUGCACUUUUGCCAAAGCCACGUGUAUUUUUAUGUGAAAGAAUGGCGGUUUCUUUGUGGUCUUUCUUUCAACGCUCAGUGGAUUUGUGUUAAGGAAAAAAAAAUAAAUAAACUUGCACUGUUUGACAUUUUCUGAAUAA